GCAGUGUGUGUUCCUGAAAUGCCUGUCCACAUUUAAACCCGACUGGACGGAUGUAGACUAUAAAACUGACUGCCUGAGACUUUCACAUGAUUUGGAUGCUCACGCCGUGCUGCGUUAAUUAAAGAGGGGGGCAUUUGACUGAUGCCAACAUCCAGAGAGCGUCUGUGCCCAUGCCAGCGUGUGUGGUGAAGUUCGAUUGCGGAUUGCUUCUUAAAUCGAGCUUGAACCCUGAUCAGAUCCGUUCGACACCGUGUCUGUGUUGAUUCUUCUGUUGUGCUUGUACGGAUGCAUUUCUGUCGUCUGUGGCACAUGCCAGGGAUGCAUGCCCACUAAUGACACGAGUUAAGAGGAAGCGUUUAUUAUUAACGUGAUUUUCGCCUGAAGGUUACAGACAAUGAAGUGACGAUACUUGCGAUAUUUCCGUGAACGUCCUAAAGACUUCGGUGGGAUAAUCGCCGAUAAUUGACGAGAACGGUUUUAAGGGUUCGUCAUAUCGUCGGUCCAAAAAGCACAAGAGUUCAAUUCUUUGAACUCCACUUUGGAGCACUGAAACAAACAAUGUCUCCAAUUUGUUCUGGUAACCUCAAAAUGUGCUUCUGAUUUUAUUCGAGCUAAAAUAGGAUUAAUAUGACAGAAUCAACUUGACCUCUUCAAGUUAUUCCAAGUCAUUUUAAGGGUCAGAUCAGGUAGAAUUAGUUCUAAAGUCAAAACUGAACUGGGAACUUGCAGGGACGUGUUGUGGAUGCUGGAAGACCAUCGUGAAGAUGUUAUGUGUACUAUUAUAACUGCACCUGAUGUUUGUUUUUGGAGGGAUUUUUGGAACCCCUUCCUAGCGUUUACACAGCUGAGCAUCUCAACGCACCUGACCAAGGGCGUGAAGUUCCUCAACUCCUCCUAAAGUCUCAGGAUCUGAUUAAUUCAAACAUUUUGGGAGGAAACCCUGAAGCGCCAUGGAUCUUAAGACUGAAUCUGAUGACAACCUAGACUGUGAGCAGCCCGCGCCCAUUGAGGUUUUCGCCAGCAGGUCCACACUGCAUGGCAUCUCGCACAUGUUCAGUUAUGAACGCCAGUGCAUCAAACGAUGCAUCUGGAUCAUAUUUUUCCUGGGUUCGUUUUCGUUCCUGGUGCUUGUGUGUGUGGACCGUAUCAGAUUUUAUUUUCAGUAUCCUCAUGUUACAAAACUGGACGAGGUUUCGGCACCAAUGAUGACGUUUCCGGCCGUUACAUUCUGCAACCUGAACGCUUUCCGCUUUGGACGCGUCAUGCGCAACGACCUGUACCACGCGGGCGAGCUGCUCGCGCUGUUAAACGGCAGAUAUGAGAUCCGGGACACACAUCUGGUGGAGGAGAGCGUUCUGAUGACACUGAAGGAUAAAGCGGACUUCUCCAACUUCAAGCCUCGCCCCUUCAACAUGCGCGAGUUCUAUGACCGGACGGGUCACGACAUUAAAGAAAUGCUGCUGUCGUGCAACUACAGAGGAGUCCAAUGCAGUGCAGAAGACUUCAGUGUGAUUUUCACCCGCUAUGGAAAAUGCUACACUUUCAACUCUGGUCUGGACGGACGGCCGCUGAUGAUCACGAUGAAGGGAGGAAUGGGCAACGGACUGGAAUUAAUGCUGGAUAUCCAACAGGACGAGUACCUGCCCGUGUGGGGAGAGACCGAUGAGACAUCUUUCGAGGCGGGAAUCAAAGUUCAGAUCCACACGCAGGACGAGCCGCCAUUCAUCGAUCAACUGGGGUUUGGAGUGGCUCCGGGCUUCCAAACAUUUGUGUCCUGUCAGGAACAGCGGUUGACGUAUCUUCCUCCGCCGUGGGGCGAUUGCAAGUCUACACCCAUGGACUCAGAUUUCUUCAGCUCAUACAGUAUCACGGCCUGCCGCAUCGAUUGCGAGACGCGUUAUCUGGUGGAAAACUGCAACUGUCGCAUGGUGCACAUGCCCGGAGAUGCUCCGUACUGCACUCCAGAACAGUAUAAGGAAUGUGCUGAUCCAGCUCUAGAUUUUCUGGUGGAGAGAGACAAUGACUACUGCGUGUGCGAGACGCCCUGCAACACAACCCGUUACGGAAAAGAGCUGUCCUUCGUCAAGAUCCCUAGCAAAGCAUCCGCCAAAUACCUCGCCAAGAAGUACAACAAGUCGGAGCAGUACAUCGCAGAUAACAUCAUGGUCCUGGACAUAUUCUUUGAAGCUUUGAACUACGAGACCAUCGAGCAGAAGAAAGCUUAUGAGAUAGCUGGACUUCUGGGUGAUAUUGGUGGACAGAUGGGACUGUUCAUUGGCGCCAGUAUCUUAACAGUCCUGGAGCUCUUCGACUAUCUCUAUGAGGUGAUCAAGUUCAAACUCUGCCGCUGCGCUAAGAAGAAACAUCAGCGGAGCAACAGCAACGAGCGAGGAGCCGUUCUCAGUCUGGACGAUGUGAAACGUCACGCACCCUGUGACAACCUUCGUACCCCGUCAACCUACCCAGCUAACAUGCUACCUCACCAUCCCGGCCAGGGCAACUUCGAAGAUUUUACCUGCUGAAAAACGACCAAAGCAGACCACAUGAUAACCACGACAAUUACAAAAACCUUCCAAGGGAUCUUCAGCAGACCACAAGAACAACAUGGAGCCCGUCUCAAACAAACCCCAGUAUAUUUGAACAAACACGUUACGUGGAAACGUACAAAACUUUUGAUGAUUUUCUGAACACUCAAAGGAAGUACUGCCUCCGAAUCGAAACUCCUAGAAGCCUUGUCAGCGCCGAGCGUUCUCCCAAAGGACCCUGAUGCCUUUUGUGUACAUAGCGGCGAAACUGUCUUAAGAUGAGUGGCUUGUGUAGGUCAGUAGAUAAAUAUAACGCGUAUUCACUGUAUGUAGCCUCAUUAGUCUCCUGAAUUCUGACUGGACCAAUCCAGCCUCUAUGUAUUUUAUGAGAAUGUAAUUUAAUCCCGGACAAGGCAGCCGUUAUUCGCGUCAUCGGGGAAGUUUGGGUCCCAUAUGACAUUGGGUUUAGCUGUGUGGUCGUGCCAUGCGCAUUCCAUCUUGUAAAUGCAUGCUGGUCCUUUGCAUGUUUUUAGUUUAAUUUAGACUUCAUUAUUAUGAUCGCCAAGUUUUCCUUAAUUAUGUACAGUUGGACGAUGGUAAUCAUGUUUGUGUGUGUGUGUGUGUGCAAACAGAUUUUGCUGUCCUUGUAGAAACGUAAUUCCUGAAAAUAUCCCAACAAAAAUGGCAAAUGGUUCACGAAACAAGGUGUUUUAGAGUCGGGUAGUAUUCAAAUCUGGAUUAAUUAGCAUAUUAUGUUAUGUUAAGUUACAAGUCCCUAUAAAGAUACCUCCCAAACGUAUUUGGACACCUAAGCCGCAUUCAAACGUUUCUAAAUAUCAGUGCAUUAUAUAACAAAAUAUCAGCGCAAGUGAUGUUUAUUUUCCAAAGAAACGGUCAUGCAUAUUUUAAAUAUUUAUUUCACCCCAAUUUUGAACGCCCAAUUUCUAACGCCCAAUUCCCAAUUGGUUGCUCUAUGUCCUCGUAGUGGCGUGGUGACUCGCCUCAACCCGUGUGGCGGAGGACGAAUCUCAGUUGCCUCCGCGUCUGAGAACGUCAAUCUGCGCAUCUUAUCAUGUGACUUGUUGAGCGCGUUGCCACGGAGACGUAGCGCGUGUGGAGGCUUCACGCUAUUCUCUGCAACGUAUUCUACGCCCCAUCGAGAGCGAAAACCACAUUAUAGCGGCCACGAGGAGGUUACCCCAUGUGACUCUACCCUCCCUAGCAACCGUGCCAAUUUGGUUGCUAAGGAGACCUGGCUAGAGUCACUCAACACGAACUAGCUAACUCCAGGGGUGGUAGCCAGUGUCUUUUACCUCGUUAGAUGGUAAAAUAUCAACGCUAGAAAUGCCACUAGAGAACUAAAGUGUAAACAGAUUUUUCUUGCGCUAACAUCGGCUGAUAUUGACCGUUGACUAGCUAUUUUUUUCAGCAUCUUGCGCAGGAACGCUACAUUUUUUCUACAUCAACUUUAAAAUAUGCUUCAGUCUGUUAUAUCCAUUGCACUGCGGCAAACAUUUUUAGCGCAAGAACGUGGUCAAUCUAAAUGGCCGCUAACUUAAAACGGUAACUAAAAUGUUUUGCUUAAAAAGUGAUCUUUAUUUCAGAUAUUUUGUAUCUAUUGCAAUGACAUUUAGACAUUUAUAAUGUUAAUUAAGUGUCUAAAUACAUUUGGGUUCACUGUAUGAAUAAAUGAUUGUGUGCGAGUGUCUAUGUGUGAUGCUUUGAAUUUUAUUCUGUUAAUGAAAAGUGAACUGUGUGUGUUGAAAUAAAACGUCAUAUCAAAGCACAAACGAGACCACCGAUAUGUAAAGGUGAGGUUAAAGAAUGAUAAAUAUACUUAUCAGUGUUAUAAUCAUGAUAAUCAGCUGAUUCAUUAUUCUGUUAAUCUUUUUUACUACCAACGUACAUAUUGCCUGAUAGUCCAGUCGGCAUAUUUGCAGGUAAUAAAUAGACUGUUCUAUAUAUCUAUGA
Molecule: messenger RNA, 4496 nt
Organism: Xyrauchen texanus (razorback sucker)
Lineage: Eukaryota; Metazoa; Chordata; Actinopteri; Cypriniformes; Catostomidae
Product: acid-sensing ion channel 1B
Exons: 11
Coding region: 951-2522 (523 amino acids)
Biological process (GO): sodium ion transmembrane transport
Cellular component (GO): membrane
Source: RefSeq, a predicted model, not a curated record